This is a messenger RNA of Prorocentrum cordatum, 804 nucleotides long. The record is from the annotation of a GenBank genome assembly. Lineage: Eukaryota; Dinophyceae; Prorocentrales; Prorocentraceae.
AUGCGGUGCAGCAGCUGCGCCUCGUCGAGGGCGUUCCUGGAGUUUGCCCAGAUCGUCUCCAACGGCUGCCGAAGGCCCGAGGUGGCUAUGGCCCUAAAGCCACUCAGGGAUCGAGGAUCGAGGUUGUCAGCGGCAACGUUAGGGGUGAGGGGGGCAGGCCAUCCGUCGCCAUUUGGGCGCAAGCCUUUUGCUUCCCAAGCCUUCACCAAGUUGGCACAAAGCUGCCCUGUUGGCCCGCAGUCGCGCCCCGCCGCCGCAAGAGAGAUGGCCCGCCUGGCCUUCGCAGUCGUCGCCCUCCUGCUCGCCGGCCAGGGCUGCGCAGCCGUCGACACGACCACCGUCGCGGAGGAGCGGCGCCUGGAGACCACCGAGAGCCCCCAGCCGUCCACAUCGGAGCCCCUGUCGGCGGCGCCCCGCACGGGCGGCCUGGGCCCGCUGGUCCUGGCGCUCCUCGCGCUCCUGCUCUCCGGCAACGGCUGCACGGCCCUGGACACCACCACCCUCGCCGAGGAGCGGCGCCUGGAGACCACCGAGAGCCCGCAGCCGUCCACAUCGGAGCCCCUGUCGGCGGCGCCCCGCACGGGCGGCCUGGGCCCGCUGGUCCUGGCGCUCCUCGCGCUCCUGCUCUCCGGCAACGGCUGCACGGCCCUGGACACCACCACCCUCGCCGAGGAGCGGCGCCUGGAGACCACCGAGAGCCCCCAGCCGUCCACCUCGGAGCCCCUGUCCGCGGCGCCCCGCGCAAGCGGCCCGGGCCUGAUGAUCGUCCUCGGCGCGGCGCUGGGCUUGGGUGCCAGGCGGUGA